Molecule: messenger RNA, 6356 nt
Organism: Phascolarctos cinereus (koala)
Lineage: Eukaryota; Metazoa; Chordata; Mammalia; Diprotodontia; Phascolarctidae
Gene: MEF2C
Product: myocyte enhancer factor 2C
Biological process (GO): positive regulation of transcription by RNA polymerase II; cell differentiation
Molecular function (GO): DNA-binding transcription factor activity, RNA polymerase II-specific; RNA polymerase II cis-regulatory region sequence-specific DNA binding; protein dimerization activity
Source: RefSeq, a predicted model, not a curated record
UACUCUUGGAAGACUUUCAGAGCCCUGAUGCUUCUCUCCUCAUUCAGUUUCAAAAUCUUGAUCUGUAAAGGAGCUCUCAUUCUCACUAACCCUGUCACCACUACUCUAAUCUGUCCACCAUGACCUUCCACCUUGAAGUGAAAAAGAGCUUAGACAGGCGUAGUGCUAUAAGCCGAUAGAGUCACUAGCUUCAGUUGAAUGAAAGAAGGGAAAUUGUUGUAUGUGCAUUUGCUGUGGAUUCGUGUUUUGGAAAGCCUGUUAGUUUCUUUUGGUUCUUGCAUGUGUUUGGGAAACACUAUUCUAACUUGCUGUUUGUAUUUAAGCAGGAACGAAUGCAGGGAUCUGUGAAUUGAGUAGUGCAAGUGCUGAAGAAGGAGGUUUGUUUGGAGGAAACAGGAAAGAGAAAGAAAAGAGAAGGAAAAAAUACAUAAUUUUAGGAACGAGAGAGAGAAGAAAAACGGGGACUAUGGGGAGAAAAAAGAUUCAGAUCACGAGGAUUAUGGAUGAACGUAACAGACAGGUGACAUUUACAAAGAGGAAAUUUGGGUUAAUGAAGAAGGCUUAUGAGCUGAGUGUUCUAUGUGACUGUGAGAUUGCGCUAAUCAUCUUUAACAGUACCAACAAACUGUUCCAGUAUGCCAGCACGGAUAUGGACAAAGUGUUGCUGAAAUACACAGAGUACAAUGAGCCACAUGAGAGCCGAACAAAUUCAGACAUUGUGGAGACGUUGAGAAAGAAGGGACUUAAUGGUUGUGACAGUCCAGACCCUGAUGCAGACGAUUCAGUAGGUCACAGCCCUGAGUCUGAGGACAAGUACAGGAAAAUUAAUGAAGAUAUUGAUCUAAUGAUCAGCAGGCAAAGAUUAUGUGCUGUUCCACCACCCAACUUUGAGAUGCCAGUUUCUAUCCCAGUGUCCAAUCACAACAGUUUGGUAUAUAGCAAUCCAGUCAGCUCACUGGGCAACCCCAACCUUUUGCCACUGGCCCACCCUUCUUUGCAGAGAAAUAGUAUGUCUCCUGGAGUGACACAUCGACCUCCAAGUGCAGGUAACACAGGUGGUCUGAUGGGCGGGGACCUCACAACCGGUGCAGGCACCAGUGCAGGAAACGGGUAUGGUAACCCCCGAAACUCACCAGGUUUGCUGGUCUCACCUGGAAACUUGAAUAAGAAUAUGCAAGCAAAAUCUCCACCACCGAUGAAUCUGGGAAUGAACAACCGUAAACCAGAUCUCCGAGUCCUUAUUCCACCGGGCAGCAAGAAUGCAAUGCCAUCAGUGUCUGAGGAUGUCGAUCUGCUUUUGAAUCAAAGGAUAAAUAACUCCCAGUCUGCUCAAUCAUUGGCCACCCCAGUGGUUUCCGUAGCAACUCCUACUUUACCAGGGCAAGGAAUGGGAGGGUAUCCAUCAGCCAUUUCAACAACAUAUGGUACUGAGUACUCACUGAGUAGCGCAGAUUUAUCAUCUCUCUCUGGGUUUAAUACAGCCAGUGCUCUUCAUCUUGGUUCAGUAACUGGCUGGCAACAGCAACACCUACAUAACAUGCCACCAUCUGCCCUCAGUCAAUUGGGAGCUUGCACUAGCACUCACUUAUCUCAGAGUACAAAUCUCUCCCUGCCUUCUACUCAAAGCCUCAACAUCAAGUCAGAACCUGUUUCUCCUCCUAGAGACCGUACCACCACCCCCUCGAGAUACCCACAGCAUACGCGCCACGAGGCGGGGAGAUCUCCUGUUGACAGCUUGAGCAGCUGUAGCAGCUCGUAUGAUGGGAGCGACCGAGAGGAUCAUCGGAAUGAAUUCCACUCCCCCAUUGGACUCACCAGACCUUCGCCGGACGAAAGGGAAAGUCCCUCAGUCAAGCGCAUGCGGCUCUCUGAAGGAUGGGCAACAUGAUCAAAUUAUUACCUACUAGUUUUUUUUUUUCCUUGCAGUGUGUGUGUGCUAUACCUUAAUGGGGAAUGGGGGGUCGAUAUGCAUUAUAUGUGCCGUGUGUGGACAAAAAAGUCAGGUACUCUGUUUUGUAAAAGUACUUUUAAAUUGCCUCAGUGAUACAGUAUAAAGGUAAACAGAAAUGCUGAGAUAGGCUUAGCACUUGAGUUGUACAACAGAACACUUGUACAAAAUAGAUUUUAAGGCUAACUUCUUUUCACUGUUGUGCUCCUUUGCAAAAUGUAUGUUACAAUAGAUAGUGUCAUGUUGCAGGUUCAACGUUAUUUACAUGUAAAUAGACAAAAGGAAACAUUUGCCGGAGGUGGCAGAUCUUUACUGAGAGAGAAAGCAGCUGUUAUGCAACAUAUAGAAAAUGUAUAGAUGUUUUGACAGACCCAGCAAUGGGUGGCCACUGGUAAAUGUUAGAAACAGAGGAGGUCACCUAACAUAGCAAUGAUGCUCACAAACAUUCAGGCAUAUCAUUGGAGUAUGGCACUCAGUUAAAAGGAUCAAAGACAUUUAAAAGAGGACCAUACUUAUAAAAAUGUGGAGUUUGAGGGCUAACAUAUUUAAUUUUUAAAAAUUCUGGGUCUGCAUCACUUAUUAAAUAAAAAUAUAAAAAUAUGUACAUUACAUUUUGCUUAUUUUCAUAUAAAAAGUAAGACAGAGUUUGCAAAGCAUUUGUGGCUUUUUGUAGUUUACUUAAGCCAAAAUGUGUUUUUUUUUCUUGAUAGCUUCGCUAAUAUUUUAAACAGUCCUGAAAAAAGCAAAAGGGACUUUUUGUAUAGAAAGCACUACCCUAAGCCAUGAAGAACUCCAUGCUUUGCUAACCAAGAUAACUGUUUUCUCUUUGUAGAAGUUUUGUUUUUGAAAUGUGUAUUUCUAAUUAUAUAAAAUAUUAAGAAUCUUUUAAAAAAUCUGUGAAAUUAACAUGCUUGUGUAUAGCUUUCUAAUAUAUAAUAAUUAUGGUAAUAGCAGAAGUUUUUGUUAUCUUAAUAGUGGGAGGGGGGUAUAUUUGUGCAGUUGCACAUUUAAGUAACUAUUUUCUUUCAGUUUUCUUUUACUCUGCAUACAUUUUACAAAAUCAAAAUCAAUUGUCAAAAGGAUAACCUGUGGGGUUAGAUUUACCAUAUCAUAACAACCUAAAUCAUUUUAAAAACUACAUUUGCAAUCUAUUGGGUGAACAGACAUCCAUUGUAUAUAUUGAUUAGUUCUUUCAGUUUUGAAUUUUUGGGUUUUUUUGCAUUUUACCAAAUGCAGGGUCCCUUUUUCUGAUCUUAGAUAUACCCCUGUGCAUCUUGGAAUUCAAUAAGUAUGUAUCACAAUUUGACCUUUAUCCUAAAUCACCUGGUUGGUAUUCAGCCCACUAUAAUUUGAUAUAUAGUAUUUGUUUUUGGUUUUGUUUUUUAAUCUGCCUGGAAUGGGCUAUGAGUGGUGGUACAUUACAUCUUGAAGAUAUGUCAGAAAAAAAUGUGCUUGAUGUGAAGGUAACCCAGUGAAUAAGUUAUAUUCGCCCACAUUUAGAGAAAAUAUGAAGAAACUUGAUACUACAGAAAAGAAAAAGAAACAGGUACCCAGUGUUGUAUUAUUUUAACUUGUACUCAACAAACCUUGCUGGUAUCAUAAGGCUGUUGAGUGAGCCCAGUGUAUCAGGCAACCCCAAAAUGUCACUUCUGCAUAAGGCAUGUAUGUCAUAUUUUUUCCUUCAAUAAAGAGAGUUAAUAGCCAUUACAAGAAAACCCAUUUAAGAUCCUCUAUGUCCCUUUUCGUUCAAAGAAACAAUGACUUACUGAACACAUGUCUCUGGGGAUUAUUUUCUGGGUCAUUCCCCUUUAAGAAGUUAGUGCCAUAAGAAAUGCUUGUAUUUCUUCUCCAAGAGUAGUUUCAGUUUUUGGAAGAAUAUAGGAACAAUUCCCUUUUCAUGGUAUGUGGAGAUCCAGUUUCAUCUCCCAAUCAGAUGCAUUGAUAUUAGCAGUAAAAAAAAAAAUAAAAAAAUAAAAAUAAUUUUUUUUAAAUACAAAAGUGAUGCAGUCAGUACAAACAAAUCCAGUUUAGUUAGGCCAUACUAAGACCCAUUCCCCAUCAACUUGUCGUAGUUUCUGUGCAUUUCUCAUCAUAAGAGGCUGCCGCUGGGUGGCAGAAGCCAAGAGAUUUUACUUACUGGACUCUAUUUUCCUAACUUCAUCUGAAAUUCCCAAUUAGUUCUCUGGUUUGUGCCUGACUAGGAUGCCAGUCUGCCUUGUGCUCGUAUUUUAUAUACUCUAAGCAGAAUACAAUUCAACUAAUUCAUACACCCUAUUUGAUAAGAUGACCAUGGAACAUGGAAAGAAAGAUAUUUAUGCAGAGGAAAAGCAGAACUGGAUCCCUGACCUAUUAAAUGCAAACACACAUAGACACACACAGUAUUCAAAGCCACUCUCCUAACCUUAAGCAUGAUCCCAUUCUUAGAGUCUCUUGCUGAGAUUUUAACUUGACGUGUAUAAAAUAUGCAAAUAUGUCACAAAUGUGCUUUGUCAUUUCAAAACACUUUGGGUUUAUCAGAAUUGUUAGUAGAAACUUGUCAGCGGGUGGGGAGGGGGUCAGUCUAUGAAAAUACGAAGAAUAGCCAUAUUAUUAGUUUACCUUGCAAUUUGCCUCAGCAACACAGGAAAAAAAGGAAAAGUGAGUUUCUAAGGGGGUGGUUGUUUAAAGUAAGCUAAAGAACCAGCAGAAGCCAGGGUAAAGAUGAAGCCUUGGCUAUUUAUAGCAGUUCUGACAAUGGUUUUAUAAGAACAUUUAAAGAAUAGAAUCACUUGAAAGUGGAUACCAGUCACCUCUUGUUCCCACCACUGAAUUCAUCUGAAGUGGUGGCAAGAUAGUGAAAGGAUAAUCUGAGAAUUUUUAAAAGAUGAUUUAAUGAGAAGAAGCACAACUUUGAAUAUGAUGAGUCACUUUCUGUCAACAAUAACUGUCUAUUUUUUUUACCCUUGUACCUUUCUCUGUAAUUUACCAUUUACUGUAUUUGCAAAGCUAAUUUUGUUUUUUUUUUCACAGAGAUUCCUUUGUAUGUAAGGAGUUUGGGGCAGAGCCCUGAGGGAGUAUUACUUUACAGAACCCAAGCUGCAGAAACCUUUUUUUUUUUAGGCAACACUCUUCAUUGCAAGUUAAAAUACCCCCAAAGUGGCAUUUUGUUCACUCUCAAGGAUUGUAAUCGCUAAUCCUUCUUUUAAGAGAUUUUCAGCAACAUCAUUAAAUUGAAUGAUUGGUGACAAUGAUAUGAUAUACAUAAGCUGCACAACCUGUAUAUUGUAUGCAUUGGUGCCUUUCAUUUUGAGGCUGUUCAUUUUAACAUUUUUGAAAGUUCAGUUUUAUAGCAAAAAGGCAUAUUUUUCCCAAAGGCAGAAUCUAACUGUUUUGUAAUGAUGAAUAUGAAAAUACCUGUCAUCCUCAGAUCAUUUUCAGGUUAACUAAAGUGAGAAUUUUUAAAAUAACAAUGCCAAUUCUCUCUUAACAAGAAUGUCAGCCCUCUUGUACCUGGACGUUUGUUUUAUCUUUCCUAUCCAAGUCUUUAACUUAGGCAUAGAGAUUUUUUUUGCCCCUUUCUUCUUGUGUUCCCUUCAGAAAGUAAAUGCUUUGUAUUUCUUUUUUUUUUUAAGCCACUUGAAACCUCAAUAAAGGCUGUUGCCUAAACAUGGAAUACUUCAUCUGUUCCUGUUUGUGCCAUCUGCUGUGACGUCGUCACUUACAUGGCGUUAAUUUCCUGCCACUACAGAUCUUUUGAAGGACUGAUGGGAUAUUGGUAUAUGUUAGAAUGCUUCAGAUCGUAGAUGUAAUAAGAGGCUUUUGUUAAUAUGUUUUAACCAAAGAUGUGGAGCAAUCCAAGCUUUUAGCCACAUACCGUCUGCAUCAAAUUUGUCCAUUUGGGUUAUUUUUAUAAUCGGGUGUUACAUUUUGCCUUCCCUACGCAUACCUCAAAUUGAUCCAUACCUCCCUCUGAUUCAGAGAGGUCAACUAAAUGACAGAUUUUUUUUUCACUCUAAAUGCUAGUACCUGUGUUCUCUUAGAGUAGAGCAGAAAUGGGUCACUGUAGGCAUAGUACUUGGAUUGCUUCAGAUGGUUUGCUGUAUCCUUUUUUCUUCUUUUUUUCUUUCUUUUUCUGGGGACUUGUUUCCAUUAAAUGACAGUAAUUCAAAAGUAGCUUGUAAAUGAGGGCAUACAAGCAUUUGCAACAAAUAUUAAAAUAGAGGCUCACAGCGGCAUAAGCUGGACUUUGUCGCCACUAGAUGACAAGAUGUUAUAACUAAGUUAAACCACAUCUGUGUAUCUCAAGGGACUUAAUUCAGCUGUCUGUAGUGAACAAAAGUGGGAAAUUUUCAAAAGUUUCUCCUGCUGGAAAUAAGGUAUAAUUUGUAUUUUGCAGACAAUUCAGUAAAGUUACUGGCUUUCUUAGUGA